Molecule: messenger RNA, 1319 nt
Organism: Puma concolor (puma)
Lineage: Eukaryota; Metazoa; Chordata; Mammalia; Carnivora; Felidae
Gene: ANKRD46
Product: ankyrin repeat domain 46
Molecular function (GO): protein binding
Source: RefSeq, a predicted model, not a curated record
UUCUUAAGAUUUCAGAGAAACUCCUGGGUGACCACUGAAAAAAAAGAUCUAAUCUUAAGUUUUACGCAUAUUCCAUCCACCACAUCAGAAUAAUGUCCUACGUUUUUGUAAACGAUUCGUCUCAAACUAAUGUGCCCUUGCUACAAGCCUGUAUUGAUGGAGACUUUAACUAUUCCAAGCGGCUUUUGGAAAGUGGCUUUGACCCAAAUAUUCGUGACAGCAGGGGCAGAACAGGCCUUCACCUCGCAGCAGCCAGAGGGAACGUAGACAUCUGCCAGCUGUUGCAUAAAUUUGGUGCUGAUCUUCUGGCCACAGAUUAUCAAGGAAACACAGCUCUUCAUCUCUGUGGCCAUGUGGACACUAUUCAAUUCUUAGUUUCCAAUGGGCUCAAAAUUGAUAUUUGCAAUCAUCAAGGUGCUACACCCUUAGUUCUGGCAAAGCGCAGAGGAGUGAAUAAAGAUGUCAUCCGAUUGCUGGAAUCUUUGGAAGAACAAGAGGUAAAAGGAUUUAACAGAGGAACUCACUCAAAACUGGAGACCAUGCAGACAGCUGAGAGUGAAAGUGCCAUGGAAAGCCAUUCUCUCCUCAACCCCAACCUGCAGCAAGGGGAAGGAGUCCUGUCCAGCUUCCGAACCACAUGGCAGGAGUUUGUCGAGGAUCUGGGCUUCUGGAGGGUGUUGCUCUUGAUCUUUGUCAUUGCUUUGCUGUCUCUUGGCAUUGCCUACUAUGUGAGCGGGGUGCUCCCUUUUGUGGAGAACCAACCUGAACUGGUGCAUUAAAGGGGCUAAUGGGGAUGAGGCCAGUGCCUCAACGUUCUGAGUUUCUCAAAAGUUUUCUCUUAGGCAAGGCAGUGAGGGCUGUACAUUUUUUUCGUUGUGCAUUUUUAGGUGUUGUAAUCCUUUUUGAACAACGUAACGUUUUCAUUUGAACUAACCACAUACCGUAGUCAAGUAUACUUCAUCCUAAAGCUACCUCUGACUCAGCCUGACUUGUUAGGAAAGCCUUCACAUAGCCUUGUUUGAUAAAAACGUGGAGGUGAUUGAAGAAUGAAAGACAAAGGAAGAGACUAGGGAGUCCUUGCUAUGGAAACCUUACCCUGAUUAUGGGACCACCUAAAGUGAGGUGUUCAAAAAAAAGGGUUUUCUUAUAUGAUUACUUUUUGUUAGCUGGUUGGUUUUGGUUUUAUGUUUGCAAGAGUCCCCCGCUUUUUUUUUUCUUUUCAUUUUCUGGGAAUAGGGGAGAGAAUGAAAGAUUCAGCUUAAAACUUGUGCUUUUUUCACAUAGCAAAUCAGUAUUGCAGGAAUCUGUUUGGUUUAUUU